Messenger RNA from Acaulospora colombiana, 1012 nucleotides. Lineage: Eukaryota; Fungi; Glomeromycota; Glomeromycetes; Diversisporales; Acaulosporaceae. The record is from the annotation of a GenBank genome assembly.
CUUAAACCAGCUUCAAAGAUAAUCUCCAACAUGGUAAACGAAUUGUUGGUAUAUUGCCCUAAUAAAGAUCUAGGUUGUAUACAUCAGGGACAACGUCAACUGAUAAACAUUCAUUUAAAAGGAGAGUGCAUGUUCACUUCGCUCGAGUGCCAGUGUGGCAAGACAGUGCUGAAAAAAGAUUUAACAGAACAUAUGGAAGGUUGUCAGGCAGUCGUCAAGGUUGGAUGCCCUUAUUGCAACGUGGAAAAUUUUCCUUCACUACAUAGCUUACAUCUUGAGAAGUGUCCCAAAAAACCAGUUUCAUGUUACCACGCCGAAUUUGGAUGUUCUUGGUCGGGACUCCUGUACGAUUUGAAUAACAAACACAUACUUGAGUGCCCAUUUGAAUCCUUAAAAGGAUUCUUUAAGAUUCACAGACAACAGAUGGAAACUCUCGAUCAAGAGAACAAACAACUUCGGUCUUCCAUUAAAGAGCUCAAAAGAACAAAUUUAUCAUUGCAAACUCAAAUAUCGGAAAUAUCUAAUUUAUUGAAUUCCGAGUUUCCGUCAUAUGACUUAGAAUCAAAAGGUUCCGCGCUAAGAUUGGAAGGGGAAACUUCAAUUAUAACUGCACAAGAACUACUACUCUCGGAUAAUGCACACUUUAAGAGUCAGAUUGAAACUUUAAAUGCUGAUUUGGCUGAUCUGGAACUAAGGCAAAACGUAGCGUUGAUGACUGAAAGCUUGAGAAUACAAGGAGAAAUGCAGAACUUGAAGAAUUUAUGGCAUAGUCUAAGGAUGCAGAUGCAUUAUUUAUUGUUGGAAAGACGAGAAAAUGGCCCAACUGUUAGAAAUGUUGCCAACGCGACUGCGGUGGCAAGAGCUGGUCUUACCGGUCCCAUACUCCCUGGAAGGUCGAAUGGUUCUAAUGGAGUUAUUGGAGAAGUAGAUUCCAGUUCAGCAAAUGUUAGAUCAGUUUCUGAUAUUACAGAAAGCAAACGUCUUCUACAGAAAUUGGGCCCUUUGGACACCG